Messenger RNA from Spea bombifrons (plains spadefoot toad), 507 nucleotides. Its product is annotated as LON peptidase N-terminal domain and RING finger protein 2-like. Lineage: Eukaryota; Metazoa; Chordata; Amphibia; Anura; Pelobatidae. The coding region runs from base 13 to 363 and encodes 116 amino acids. The record is from RefSeq and is a predicted model, not a curated record. The transcript has 2 exons.
CUCCUGUGACCCAUGGAUGUCUUUAACUGCCCCUCCUGCCAGCAGGCCCUCUGGGACCCUGUAACUGUAAGAUGCGGCCACUCUUUCUGCAAAAGGUGCUUGCGGGGGCCAGCAGUGGACAGGUGCCACAUUUGCAAGCAGAAGCUGAAGCCCAGGGGUGCCCAGGCGCUGAAAUGUAACACCCUUUUAUGCAACUUGCUGGAGAAGUGCCUGCAGAGCGAAACCAGACUGAACAGGGUGAGAAGCGACCUGCGCGAUUUGCUCUCACUCCAGGACCACGAAGAGGCAGCAAAAGUGGCCUCCAGAGGAGUUGCGAUGGGGAGGAAAGAAGAAAAAAGACAAGCAUUAGAAGAACAAAAGUGAUACAAUGUUGCUGGAACAUGCAUUUAACAAACCUCCAUUAUACUUAUUAAUGCGCUUCUGCAUGUGUGUUUGUAAAUGGUCUGCAAUGUAUAUACUGAUCUUUACUUAAAGGUCAUGGGUUUUCAGAAUAAAACCUUAAACAAA